AUGGGCGGGCGUGGAGCUCCGGAGGCAACAAGGAGGGUGGUGGCUGUGGUGGGCGUCGUGGUCGCUGCGGCGGCGGUCCUUUGCCCCACCGCGGCUGGGAAAUUAGGCAAACAAGCCAAGGUGCUGGUGGCCAUCAAGGCGGCGCUGCAUGAUCCCGGCAACGUUCUCUGGGACUGGCACCUCAAGUUCGGCAACGACCCGUGCCACUGGAGGAUGGUCACCUGCCAAAAGGGACAAAUUCUAGAGCUGUUGUUAAGCCAUAAUGCUCUUUCUGGCCCUAUCCCUGACACCGUAGGCAGGAUGAAGCUUCUUGAAGUACUUGACCUCUCAAACAAUUAUUUCAGUGGAACCAUCCCAAGUACACUGGGUCAUCUGGCCAAACUGCAUAACCUGAAAUUGAACAAUAACAGCUUAUCUGGACCUAUAUCCGAAUCACUAGCCACUGAUGCUCCCAUGAUCUUCAGCCUGUACUUUCUAUUGACAACCUUCUUUUUAUCAUUGCUGCAUUGUUCUUUGAAUGAAUAUGUCCAGUUCUCACUGGAUGUUUCCUUCAACAGCCUGAGUGGUCACCGGCCGACUUUUCGAACAUGGAAUGUCUUAGGAUUUUCAAGUCAUGAGUAA
This is a messenger RNA of Miscanthus lutarioriparius, 621 nucleotides long. The record is from the annotation of a GenBank genome assembly. Lineage: Eukaryota; Viridiplantae; Streptophyta; Magnoliopsida; Poales; Poaceae.